Molecule: messenger RNA, 973 nt
Organism: Lynx canadensis (Canada lynx)
Lineage: Eukaryota; Metazoa; Chordata; Mammalia; Carnivora; Felidae
Gene: GRXCR1
Product: glutaredoxin and cysteine rich domain containing 1
Exons: 4
Coding region: 1-891 (296 amino acids)
Biological process (GO): inner ear receptor cell stereocilium organization; sensory perception of sound
Cellular component (GO): kinocilium; stereocilium
Source: RefSeq, a predicted model, not a curated record
AUGUGGAUGGAAGUGAUCAUGCUAAAAAGGGACAUAAAGCCAGAAAAUGACAGGCCACGGAAAGUCCGGUUUCGGAUUGCGUCAUCUCACAGCGGGCGAGUUCUGAAGGAAGUGUAUGAAGAUGGGCAACCAUCAGGCUCCCUGGAUUCUGAAUGUGCCAGCAUCUGUGGGGUAGAUGGACUGAGUGAGUCUGAUGGACAGCAAAAUGGCCACAUAGGAUCAGAAGGUGAUGAGUAUGAGAACGACCAGGAUAACUUGCUGGUGUUAGCGAGGGCUGCCAGUGAGAAGGGUUUUGGUACAAGAAGAGUCCACAUUUUAAGCAAAAAUGGCACAGUCAGAGGCGUCAAGUACAAAGUGAGUGCCGGCCAAGCUCUAUUUAACAAUUUGACCAAAGUAUUGCAGCAACCAUCAAUUGACCUAGAAUUUGACCGUGUAGUGAUUUAUACCACUUGCCUUCGUGUUGUACGAACAACCUUUGAAAGAUGUGAACUGGUUAGAAAGAUCUUCCAAAACCAUCGAGUAAAAUUUGAAGAGAAAAACAUAGCUUUGAACGGUGACUAUGGAAAAGAGCUAGAUGAGCGAUGCCGGCGUGUUUCUGAAGCUCCUUCCCUCCCUGUCGUGUUCAUCGAUGGCCAUUACCUUGGGGGUGCUGAGAAAAUUUUGUCAAUGAAUGAAUCAGGAGAACUGCAAGACCUCUUAACCAAAAUUGAGAGAGUGCAGCAUCCACAGGAGUGUCCCUCCUGUGGAGGCUUUGGCUUUCUUCCGUGCUCCGUGUGCCAUGGGAGCAAGAUGUCAGUGUUUCGAAACUGCUUUACAGACUCUUUCAAAGCUUUGAAGUGCACUGCUUGCAACGAGAACGGCCUUCAACGCUGUAAGAGCUGUGCUGGUUAGCCGGCGAUCGCACCCAGGGAGAGCCUCGUUUUAUUAACUAAAGUCAAUCAUAUGGUUUAUACGUGUUUUUAUUUUUAACUGU